This is a messenger RNA of Gracilinanus agilis (Agile Gracile Mouse Opossum), 3525 nucleotides long. RefSeq names its product high mobility group 20A (gene HMG20A). Gene Ontology annotation, biological process: regulation of gene expression. Gene Ontology annotation, cellular component: nucleus. The transcript is spliced from 10 exons. The coding region runs from base 82 to 1125 and encodes 347 amino acids. The record is from RefSeq and is a predicted model, not a curated record. Lineage: Eukaryota; Metazoa; Chordata; Mammalia; Didelphimorphia; Didelphidae.
GAGAGCGGACGCGUCUGUAUAGGGCUGAGGGAAUUGUGCUCCGCGCUGGGGGCCUUUCCCCCGGCCGCCGGCUGCAGAGAGAUGGAAAAUCUAAUGAGUAGCUCAACUCUCCCCCCACUGUUUGCAGAUGAUGAUGGCUCUAAGGAGAGUAGUGAUAUGGCUACAGCGGGGUUAGCCCAUCCAGAGAUUACAUACAGUGGUGGGGCCACACCAUCCACAAACAAUCCUGAUUUUGUGGAAGAUCUCUCCCAAGUUCAGCUGCUCCAGAAUGAAUCUUCAAAUACAGUAGAAAAUAGUGAACAGCGGCAUGAGGACGAGCAAAGAAACAAACGAGGAGGUUGGUCCAAAGGAAGAAAGAGGAAGAAGCCACUUCGAGAUAGCAAUGCUCCCAAAUCCCCCCUUACAGGGUACGUGCGGUUCAUGAAUGAACGUCGAGAACAACUUCGGGCAAAGCGGCCUGAGGUCCCCUUUCCGGAAAUCACAAGGAUGCUGGGCAAUGAAUGGAGUAAACUGCCUCCUGAAGAGAAACAGCGUUACCUGGAUGAAGCAGACCGAGAUAAGGAACGUUACAUGAAGGAGCUGGAACAGUAUCAGAAGACAGAGGCCUACAAAGUUUUUAGCAGAAAAACCCAGGACCGGCAGAAGGGCAAAUCUCACAGGCAGGAAGGAACUCGACAGGCCGCACAUGAUCAUGAGAAGGAAGUCGAUGUGAAAGAAAGAUCUGUUUUUGACAUACCUAUAUUCACAGAAGAAUUCCUCAACCACAGUAAAGCACGAGAAGCAGAGCUGCGACAGCUGCGUAAGUCCAACAUGGAGUUUGAAGAGAGGAAUGCAGCCCUCCAGAAGCACGUGGAAAGCAUGCGCACAGCUGUGGAGAAGCUGGAGGUGGACGUGCUCCAGGAACGGAGCCGCAACACUGUCCUGCAGCAGCACUUGGAGACCUUGCGACAAGCCCUUACCAGCAGCUUUGCCGGGGUGCCAUUACCUGGAAGUGGAGAGACCCCCACAGUGGAUACCAUUGACUCAUACAUGAAUAGACUGCACAGUAUUAUUCUAGCUAAUCCCCAGGACAAUGAAAACUUCAUAGCCACAGUUCGAGAGGUUGUGAACAGGCUUGAUCGCUAGUGACUCGUGCUCUGGCUCCAAGAUGUUCUGCAAGUGAUUUCUGCUUGUGAGGAAUCAGAAGCCAUGAUGGAAACAGACUGCCCAGGGGCAGAAAGAGGCUGCAUUCAUUCCAGCCUCUCCCACCCCUGGAAAGCCAUAGGAACACCCUGAGGUGCGUUUGGAAGCCCCCUCCACUCCUCAGUCCUGUCUGAGGUUCUGAGAGCACUCAGGCACUCUCAGGGCCUCAGCUUCCUCUCAUUUCAGUUUCUGUUGCAGAGAAAAGGCAAGAUUCCUUCUGGGACCACAGUGAAUGGGCUUUCCCCGCCCCUUCCACUUUUGUUUUUAAGCCAUUAGGUGUCUUCCUCUCCCUGCAUUCACCCUACCAAAGCCACCAUCUGUCUCUGACAUCCUUGCCCUUUGCCAGUCAGCGGUGCCCCACAGGAGAGCUUCUUCCCUUUUGCAGACACAAUUUCCCUACUGCAACAUGGAAACUAUUGUUGUCCAUCAUUAGUGCCCUCUGUCUUCUGGCUGAAGUUGGAUGGUCAGUUAUUCUGCUCCCAGCCCUGUUUGAGCCAUGGUUUCCUGUGUCUCUUUCCCGAGCAUAUGUAGUAUUCCCAGGCCAGCAGGGCUCCUGCACCCCUUCUUUCAUAGGAAGCACUGUGACCAAGGAGAAGGUUAGCAGAACAUUGAGAAUCAAGAAAUCACUUGCCUUUUCCAUUUAGUGUAUUGAGAGUUGUCAACGUUUGAUCUUUCAUGGAAAGUGAGGAUGUUUCUGUUUCUUUCAUUUGUGCUGAUUCACAGACUUGGAUGAAAGACCCCUCAUUUACAACAUAGAUUCUCUUACGCUGACAAAUAUGUACAAGAAUUUCCCUUGCCUUCACCUUCCAUCUGUAACCUUUAGAAAAACAAAUUGAUACAGAAGAGACAGCCUCCUGUUUUCUCCCCACAGUGAUUUGUUUUUUAGCUGCAGACCAAGGAGAUAAGGGUUUCCACCUGCUUCCCUCAGUCACUCACUGAAGCACAAGGAGUCAGGUGAAUCUUGCCAGUGUUCUGUAGGGCAUUUGGGAGGAAAGGUCUGUAUAAGAGCUGCCACUGUGGUGCUCUCAGAGCCAGGGACACCCUGAUCUCGUAGUUUCACUAGCUUGUCUUUCCAGUGGGUCCUUUGCUUGUCAGGUCUUCAUGUCUUAAAAAAGAAGAGGCCCUCCACCUCUUGUACUUUUUUAGUUUGCAUGGCAUUAAGAGCCCUACUCAUUGUGGCUUGGAAAAGCCCCCUACCAAGCAGCUUAGACUUCGUGUUCGUCCCUGUAAAAGACUGUGUCUGUUGUCUAAGGACCAACCUAGAAGCUGGCCACUUAGUGGUGAGUUCUCUAGCCAUGGUAACCCAAAUUAUUUGGGAGCAUUAGGAUUCCCCAUCCACACAAUGCAGUUAUUCAGUGAUUAAAAGUGGAAGCCCAUCAUGGUCUAGUCUAGUCAUGUAAACAUUAGCCAGCUUUUAAAUUUUGUGACAAGUAACUGAUUGCUCCUCCCCUUCAUACCUUUUGUCCCACUGUACGUGGUCUUGGUUCCAUGCAUGCCUUGUGUCUAUUCUCAAAUAUAAAUAAAUAAGAGACUUCCUCCAAGGGGGUGACAGAAGCUUCAUUAGAACUGUGAGCAUUUCUUCAGGUACACAAUCUUUCCCCACCUCUGGCCUCCUGGCAGUAUUCCUCUCUAGCUUUCCAGCUUUGAUUGUUGUGAAACCUCGUUAAUAGUGCUUUUGUGACCCAGAGCAGCUGGCACUAAGGGCAGAGUUCAUCACUGCUCCAAUUAGGGAUAAGAUAUGGGCAUAUGACAGUGGUGUGAAAUGUUUACAGAAUCACAGAGACUCACCACCAGAACCCCGCCAUCCCCACACAUAGGCUCAGAAGCUUCACCUGACUCUCAGAUGGCCAGGAUAUAGCUCCUUGCUAACCAGUCAGGUACUUUAGAGCAAAUUUCAAUGUCCCUCUUCUUCCUCUUUAUCCUCUCCCCCUCUAAGGAGCUCCAUAAGAUUACAGCAGAGCUUGAGCCCUGGUUUCUGUCUCCUGGUGACAUAAAUGUGACUGUUCUUAUUAGGAAAACUUACUUCUGUUUUUGUUUUUUCUUGUCAAGAUAUGAAUUGUCACCUUUUCCGUGUUACAGAUUUUUCCUCAUUGUUUAAAAAAAAACCAAGAAACAAAAAGACUCCUACAAGAGGCAGCUUUGGGGGCAGGGAGUCAAAAAAAAGAUGUUUUCUGAAGUGAAGAAAAAAGUCUGUGUGUCUGUAACUCUGUCUGGAGUGGCUGAAAUGCUAAGUCUUCUGUACAAGUGUCUUUGUAAUUAUGCUUCUAGAUUUUCUUUGUUUUGUUCAUUAGAAAUUGAUGUGCUUGCUUGACAUUUGUUUCAUUAAAACUUUUCAACAUUGAA